UCUCGCUCAGCUCCAGAGGAAUGUGUUUGUGCAAGUCUGCUGUACUUUGCCCUGCCCCUAGCUGGGAAUAAUUAUUCCUCUUAAAGUGUUCCAGGAAGACAACUCAUCAAGCGGGGAAUGUGGCUGUAUGGACAGAGCUGAUCACUUUAGCAGCUGACAUUAUCAUUUGAAAGGAUUUGAUGUUCUUAAAUUGCCACAUUCUCCAGCAACUGUGAUCAGAUCUAGGAAGACCAGAACUUUCUGGAUGGGACUUUCGACUCCACGUCAACAAGUUUUGCAAGAAACACGUCACACAGGUUUUAACUGAACUUUAUAUACGAGUCAGAAUGGAGGUUGUGAAACACGCCGGUGGCUGCCACUGUGGGGCGGUUAGGUUUGAAGUCUGGAGUGCUCCAGAUCUCCAUGUUUUUCACUGCAACUGUAGCAUUUGCACAAAAAAACAAAACCAUCAUUUCAUUGUCCCUAAAGAUCACUUCACACUCUUGCAGGGGUUGGAUAACCUGACCACAUACGCUUUUAACUCUCACGUUGCGAAACACACUUUCUGUAAAACGUGUGGUGUUCAGAGUUUCUACACGCCCCGCUCCAACCCUGAUGGAUAUGGUGUUGCUCCACACUGCCUGGAUCCAGGUACCGUCCGCAGUGUCACCGUGGACAACUUCUGUGGAGACCAGUGGGAGGAAAGCAUGCAAGCUCACAAGAGCAUCAGGGGCAUGUCUAAACCUCGAGAGGACACGCAGAAAACAUAAAACUACCGUGGUUCAGGAACCAAACUUCCUUUAAUGAGAACUUCCUGAGAAAUGUUGAAGAUGAGCAGCUAUUUUAUACAGUGUCACGACUGAAAACAAUAAAGUUACCCCUUUACCAAA
Messenger RNA from Cololabis saira (Pacific saury), 869 nucleotides. It is a transcript of the gene cenpv, whose product is annotated as centromere protein V. Lineage: Eukaryota; Metazoa; Chordata; Actinopteri; Beloniformes; Belonidae. The transcript has 6 exons. Bases 327 to 749 code for a protein of 140 amino acids. The record is from RefSeq and is a predicted model, not a curated record. Gene Ontology annotation, molecular function: carbon-sulfur lyase activity.